AUGCCUUUCCCGGGGAAUACAUUCCAACCGUGUGAUUUCGACAAUUACUCCGCAAAUGUGAUGGUCGAUGGAAAGCCGAUUAACCUUGGUCUCUGGGAUACCGCUGGUCAAGAGGAUUACGAUCGUUUGCGUCCUCUUUCGUACCCUCAGACAGAUGUUUUCUUGAUUUGCUUCUCCUUGGUCAGUCCUCCUUCCUUUGAAAACGUUCGGGGAAAGUGGUAUCCGGAGAUCACUCACCAUGCCCCAAAUAUUCCCAUCAUCCUGGUCGGAACGAAACUUGAUCUUCGCGAAGAUAAAGAAACCAUUAUUAAGCUUCGUCAGAAAAAUCAAUCACCAAUCACAUACCCUCAAGGACUUCAAAUGGCAAAAGAUAUUUCCGCCGUGAGAUACCUUGAAUGCUCCGCCCUUACCCAAAAGGGGUUGAAAAACGUAUUUGAUGAGGCCAUCCGCGCUGUUCUUUGUCCCGCCCCCCGGAAGAUCAAAGAACAUGCGUGA
This is a messenger RNA of Acaulospora colombiana, 495 nucleotides long. The record is from the annotation of a GenBank genome assembly. Lineage: Eukaryota; Fungi; Glomeromycota; Glomeromycetes; Diversisporales; Acaulosporaceae.